GCAACUUUUAGCAACAAAUCAACCUGCCUCUAGCAACUUACCCUGAAAAUUAGUUGGCAACACUGAUGAGUUGGGCUUGGUGUACCGCUAGAGGACGCUAAUGAUUUACCAGACAAUAUUUAUUUAGAAGAUGUAGUCAAUUUCAAACAGGUUACAGCAGUGUGAAACUAUUUCAAAAGAUUAGAGUACGAGUUUUCGGGUGUAUAAUCUCAAAAUUCAUAGACUACUGGUUUACUGCGCAAUUAAGGUAGGGCUAUUUAUUAGCAUGUUGCUGAAUGAGUGUCACAUAGCAACAUUUCACUUAUAAUUUCCUGCUAUAGGCUAAAGUUUGUAAGUGUCAUGUGUCAACGCAAAACGACAACGUGCUCUUUCAAGUAGGAAAAUCGCAGGCGAUGGUGCUGACAGUGAGAUCUUCAAACAUGCGUUAACUAUGAUAUAGAAUAGUUGAAUAGGCUGAAAAUGUAUUCGUUUCUUUCGAAAUUACCAUACAUUAAUUGGGUAUGGUUGUGAGAUAGUCUUCCUCGUGGACAUGUUGCUUUCGAAAACACACCUUAAAAUUGUUAGUUAGGUUAUGAAGAGAGAAAAACAUUUCUGAGGAAGUGCCAACCCAGUGAGAGUGAAUUGGAUUUACAGCGAUUGAAAGAACAGUUCAACUGUUUCAGUAGGCCUACUGGUGAAUCACUUUUUCCAGGAAGAUAUUGUUUUACAUGGAAUAUUCAGUCCAAGGGGCGGCAAGAGAGGAGAGUUGUUUCAAUACGGGAGAGCUGGUAGUUAGUUUUGUUUACAAUUUCGUGCGAAUACACUUUAUAUCCCCGAAAUGCGAGGUGAAGAUGUCUUGUGGAUUUACAGAACAAGAACCGCAAUAGAUUUCAUUGGUACACUACUCAGGAAACUUGAAAAAUAUUAGUUUUGGAAGUCAUAUGUCUGCCUAGUGGAAUGACCGCACUGCAUUAUUUUAUCGGUUCAAAAGACACUUUGAAAACCAUGAACAAUUUUUGCCGACUGGGUUUAUUAAAAUUAAUUGGGUGGAAUUUAACGUUCCGUCGAGGAAUGUCAGCGGGACUGUAGACUGGAGUUAAGAAGUGCAUUUAGGACGCGCGCUCAUGGAGCUUCAGGUGGUAUGUGGACUGCUCUACUGCAUUCUGUUGCCGACGUUCUUGUUAGCAGCCUGCCUGUUUCGCUACAAUGCCCUGUCUCUGGUCUACCUGCUCUACCUGCUGCUACUGCCAUGGUUCCUGUGGCCCAACAAACACACACUACGAGGACAUACUGGACGCUUCAUCAAGGCUCUGUUCUGCACCAGUCUUCUCUUCCUGCUAGCCCAUGUCUCCUUCCAGAUCUGCCUGUACACUCUCCCUGACCUGGACCAUGCACUGGGAAACAACUGUAGUUUGUGGGAGACACUAUCGAGGCAUGUCGGUGUAUCCAGGCUGCCCCUGGAUGACCCGUGGAGUGUGGUGCGUCUGCUGACCCCUGACCUGGGGGUGUUUGUGAUCUCCCUGGUUACCCUGGUGGUGUGUAACCGGCUGGUCAAGAAGAGAGAUGACGUCACUUUCCUGCCGGUAGCCUCCGACUCCACACAGGGGACAGAGGAUGGGUCAGKGACAAAGGAGGGUGAAGAGGAGGAGGAGGAAGAGGAGGGCGAUGAGGAAGGCAUUUCGUCGUCCAGUGAACCUGGGGAUGACGUGGUUUCUGCAGCAACUCGUGCCAAGCAGCUGGCGGCCCGGCUAGAGCCCACCACCAGAAGGUCCUGAGGGACCUGGGCCGGAUCCUGGCCAUCACCCUGC
Messenger RNA from Salvelinus sp. IW2-2015, 1787 nucleotides. Its product is annotated as piezo-type mechanosensitive ion channel component 1-like. The record is from RefSeq and is a predicted model, not a curated record. Lineage: Eukaryota; Metazoa; Chordata; Actinopteri; Salmoniformes; Salmonidae. Gene Ontology annotation, molecular function: mechanosensitive monoatomic ion channel activity. Gene Ontology annotation, cellular component: membrane.